AUGUUAAAUUUCUGGCAAUAUAUAAUGAACUGUGUGAAAACUAUGGAGAGCACCCUCUCAAAUCAGUAGUUGAUGCUUUUUACAUUAACGUAAAAUCUGAAUAAUUUGGUAAUGAUCAGCCCAUUUUUAAUAAAUAUAGAUGACUUAGAUAUAAACUUGAGUGGUAGAAGUAUAAAUGAGAGAAACUUUGAUACUCUUUUACAAACAUUGAUCAUGUGCAAUUGCAGGAUUGGUUCAUUGAAUUUGUCUUACAAUUUAUUCUUCAAAGAUCAUUCACUCAAAAGUCUAAUAGAAUACUUGGAGUAAAAAACAAGCGCUCUGAUAUAGCAUGGAUGCCGUAAUAUUUCAUUUAGCCCUAUCUUAAAAUCAAUCAGAAUAGGCGACUAAAAUGCUGUGUAAUUAAUUGAAGCCACUGUUUACUCCACUCAGAUUAAGGAAUUAAACCUUGCUUAGAAUGGACUUGGUUUUAAGACUGGGUCAGCUCUUGUAAAUCUACUCUAGGAAAUCAAAUUAAGGAAUAAAUAAGAUCAGCUUAAAUUGACCAAGCUAGAGUUAUCAUUCAAUCUGAUUAGUGAUUCUAUGAUCAAACGAAUACAAUGCUAGAUGCUAGAAUUCUAAUAAUAACAGCUAGAAUAAAAUCAGAGCUAAAAUCUAGUCUUGGAGCAGCCCAUAUAAAAUUCAAUAUCUAAAGUGAGAAAGAGUUUUCAAACUCCUUAAAGCUCGUAAAAGUGUAAUAAUAGAAGUAACCAAAAGUAUAAAGAUAUUUAAACGAACAUCAAAUAAGCUAUAUAGCAUCCCUUAUCAUGUAUUAACAGAUCUAUAGCUUAGACUCCAAUAAGGACUUAUUAGCAAUGUCAACCAUAAUCAAGUACUACAACUAAUAAAUCAACUAAUAGAUCUUUUACAUGUGUGAAAAGUAACAAAUCUUUGAAACUUUAAUAAAAAGAGUCAUAAUCAUAAAUAGAUAGAAGUUAUUAGAAGUAAAAUUAAUCUCUCCUUGAGAAAAAUGUUGAGUUUAAUAAAUACCAAUCAGCUUAGGAGUAUGAUUUUAAUUAGAUUAAUAGUCACGAUAGGUAGAAACUGCUAUUGGUCAGGAAGAAUCUGUCAAAAUUAUUACAAAGCAAGCUGUCAAGACAAUCAGACAUGGCUGAUAACACUAUGAUACUUUCAAGUAUAAAAUCAGAUAAUUCCAUUCAGUUUUAGUAAAACUCAUAAGAGUCUCAAUCAUCUGAUAUACCUUCUCUUUAUCUAGCUGGAGAGCAGACAAAGAAGCAUGUUCAAGUAUCGUAGGAUUUAAGAAACCAAAUACCACAAAUAACUUAAUUUAAUACUGAGACUAUAGAUUAAAUACUUCAUGACGAUUCAUAGCUUCAAAACAUUAAAGAAUAUCUCUAAGGCGAAGUAAAUAAAUAUUAACUUAUUUUGCAAUAAAUUGAAUAACAUGAAUCGUCUAAUAAGCAAACAUAGCAAGUAAAAUAACUUGUCAACAACCUAAAAUUUCUCAAAGAUAAGCUGUACUAUAAUACUUGCAAAAAUAGUAGCUCAACAAAGUCUUAGAUCUAAAAUAUGAAAAGUAUGAAGGAGAACGUAUACCCUGAUUCGACUGCUUAAUUUAGCAUAGUUGCUUUGAGGCAAAUUGAUGAAGAUGUUUUGGAUUUAAAACAAUCUGAUAGAUAUACACAGUCUUCAAACAGAAGCUAUAUUCAGGCUAAUUUUGAUUAGAAACAAUGA
This is a messenger RNA of Stylonychia lemnae, 1731 nucleotides long. Lineage: Eukaryota; Ciliophora; Spirotrichea; Sporadotrichida; Oxytrichidae. The record is from the annotation of a GenBank genome assembly.